UCUUUACCACCAUCAUCUUAGGAGCUAUAUUCGGAAACGCACUCGUCAUCAUCUCAGUCCACCGACAUAGGAAACUACGCGUCUUGACCAACUACUACGUUGUUAGUUUAGCUGUUGCUGAUAUGCUCGUUGCUUUGUGCGCGAUGACCUUCAACGCCUCUUCAGAACUGACAGACGACUGGUUAUUUGGACCGUUAGUUUGCGAUAUCUACAACUCUUUGGAUGUGUACUUCUCAAGCGCUUCAAUCCUUCAUCUAUGCUGCAUCUCCGUGGACAGAUAUUAUGCCAUCGUAAGACCUCUAGAAUACCCUGUCACCAUGACUCAUAGAACCGUUUGCUUCAUGCUAGCCAACGUCUGGCUCUGGCCAGCCUUCAUCAGCUUCGUCCCAAUCUUCAUGGGCUGGUAUACCACCGAACAGCAUCGGCAAUACAGAAGAGCGAACCCAGACGUGUGCAUAUUCAAAGUCAAUAUGGUAUACGCGAUAGUAUCGUCAAGUGUCUCGUUCUGGAUUCCGAGUCUGGUCAUGAUAUCUAUGUACUGCAGGAUAUUUAGAGAAGCGAUACGGCAAAGAGAGGCACUGACUCGGACGUCUUCGAAUAUCCUCCUAAACUCAGUGCAUAUGAAGCAUACGUCACAUUCUGCGCAUCAUUCGCACUACCUCCAUCCUGAUAGAAGACCUUCAGAUAUUAGCCCGAAUUACAGUACCUUUACAGAAUGUCCUGAAGAGACGGAGUUUGGGGGAGAAGUAGUGAUGGCUUUGGGGGACAUUUGUCCGAGUAAAGAGGCAAGUCCAAGGAAGUCUGUGAACGUGAGCUGUGAUACUGCCAGUUCGGGGUACUGUUCUGGGGGGUCGAACAAGCGGUCUUCGAGUGGUCAUGCUCCGCCUCCAGGGUGGAGGCCUAGUUGUUCUUCGGCGGUGGCUACGAGGGACUUGGCGAAGGCUGCGACGGAGUUGAAUGCUCAAGGCGCGUCUCUGCGUGCGGCGGGAAAAUCUUGGCGCGCGGAGCAUAAGGCGGCGCGCACACUUGGCAUCAUAGUUGGCGCGUUUUUGCUGUGUUGGCUACCAUUUUUUCUUUGGUAUGUGACAACGAACCUCUGCGGCGAGCCUUGCGAGACGCCAUCUGUAGUAGUAGGCGUACUCUUCUGGAUCGGCUACUUCAACUCCGCUCUAAACCCGCUCAUCUACGCGUACUUCAACCGCGAUUUCCGGGACGCGUUUAAAAACACGCUCAUGUGCGCCCUGCCUUGCUGCUUCAGCUGUUGGAAAGACACCGGCACGGCGCAGUUCGUGUAGUAAAGACUUGCGAUUAGUCGCAUAAGUACUCGACUUGUCGCAGAAGUGAGGUUUGUGAUUUUGUAAGGAAUUGCUAUUUUAAUCUCGUUUAGUAAAAUUAGUAAUUAUAAUUAAAAUUUGGGAAUGAUAAGCUCGGAGGAAAUUAAAGUGUAAAAUUGUAAAAAAAGGUGGAAGGUAUAAAAAUUUUAGCAAUUUCAAAUGUGAUAGUUUUAAGGGUCAUAAUCCACGAUCACUGUAAAUAGUUGUAGAAGUCGUAAGUUAGAAUUAAAGUAAAUUGGCAAUAAUAUUGUUUCGAAUAAGUUACAUUUCAUUGAUGCUUUAAUGAACUGCCAAUCAUUCGUAAUACACGUUAGUAUUUUGUGUCUAUACAGGGUGUUGAUUUCAAUCCUCGCCAUAUUUAUUUAGGUGAUCUAUUAUGACUUACAUAGACGCAUUAUCCACAAA
Ostrinia nubilalis (European corn borer) is the source of this 1739-nucleotide messenger RNA. RefSeq names its product octopamine receptor beta-3R-like. Lineage: Eukaryota; Metazoa; Arthropoda; Insecta; Lepidoptera; Crambidae. The coding region runs from base 123 to 1295 and encodes 390 amino acids. Gene Ontology annotation, molecular function: octopamine receptor activity. Gene Ontology annotation, cellular component: plasma membrane. The record is from RefSeq and is a predicted model, not a curated record. Gene Ontology annotation, biological process: adenylate cyclase-activating adrenergic receptor signaling pathway. The transcript has 3 exons.